Messenger RNA from Trifolium pratense (red clover), 4460 nucleotides. RefSeq names its product probable L-type lectin-domain containing receptor kinase S.5. The transcript has a single exon. Gene Ontology annotation, molecular function: ATP binding; carbohydrate binding; protein kinase activity. NCBI's taxonomy places the organism in Eukaryota, Viridiplantae, Streptophyta, Magnoliopsida, Fabales, Fabaceae. Gene Ontology annotation, cellular component: plasma membrane. Gene Ontology annotation, biological process: protein phosphorylation. The record is from RefSeq and is a predicted model, not a curated record. The coding region runs from base 1745 to 3709 and encodes 654 amino acids.
UAAGGGUUGAGUACCUAUUGUACUUUUUAUAAUUCAUUUUUUGCUUAUAAAAAAAAAAACUAAAUCAACUCUCAACAAAAUCUCUAUAUACUUCCCAUUAACAAAUCCUUGUGGGGUCAUAUCUUUUUAUUACAAGAAUCAACAGUACAGUAAAGGACCAACCCACGUUUUUGGCAAGCCAUCAGCUCAGUGGUAAAGUAUAAAUGCCAAUUGACCUUAAUAUAUAUGAUCAAACGUACAUGUGCAUAGGAGGAAAUUGAAGUGUAAUUUUUGAAUAAUGUUAUAUCGUUUAAUAACGUUUUAAUGAAUAUAAAUUUUACAAAUUUUACUAUUUCAUUAAAAGUUUAUAUCAUAUAAAUGAAGUUUAUUAAUCACACUAGGUAUGUGAUUUUUUGUCUCAAAAUUUUAUACUUUUUGUUUGUAAACAAAGUGGUAGUAACUAGCUAGUAAAUAUAACUAAAAUUCACACACAACUGUGUAGUGUUAGAAAUUAGGUCGAAAACAUUCAAUCUAACAAUAUUAAUAUUAACUGUUUAUUUAAACUUGUUUCUUUUAUCUCAAUGCAUGGAAAAGGUUUGUUCCUGGAACUUUGCCAUUUAUGUAAUUAUUCAACGUUUAUUUCACAUGUUAACAUGGAUUAUUGUCACUUUCAGUCACAAGAAGAAAACUAUAUCAUAGUGUUUAAUUUUCUGCAAAAAACCAAAGAUAAGACAAUAUUUAAUUUGUUUUAGUUUUAAAAUAACAUAAGCAUUUGACAAAAUGUUAGCCAAAAGAAAUUACAAAACAUUGAACUUUGUCGUUAAGAAAGAGAAUAAAUAAAUGAUCCAUUGAAAAUCAAGUGUAAAUUCAUGUUGUAUUGGAUAAAAAUAAGCUAAGAAGUAGUAUAUAGAUAAUAUUUUGGCCGGCUAACAUUCAUAUAUAGGUGAGUACUGCCAAACAAUAUAGUUUUAAACUCCACAUAAAUGAAUAAUAUCUGCUCGUAGAAUCCAAGUAUCCAAAAUUAAAUAUCUCAUUAUAGAUGCUCUAGAAAAAUUCUUAUAUAUAUGGUCUAUUAUACCACACUAUAGUAGAAGCAUCACACCAAGGUUUUAAAUUGCGGUCCGCAUCCGCAAUUGCGGCCGCAGUAUUGCUGAUGCGGUAGCCACCGCAACCGCAUCACACCGCAAUUGCACGUGUACGGCCGCAUCGUAACUGCAUCACAACCGCAUCGGAAGCCGCAUAAGAUGUUUUCGGCGAUGUUCAUUCAAAUUUUCUCACCAAAAAAUAAAAUUUAUGAACUUCAAAUCCUAAUUUGUGUCAAAUUAAUGAAAAAUCUUACUUUUAACAAUCUAUCAACCGUGUAUUUUCAAUACAUUCAAAUUAUUGUUUAUGGAAUAAACCAAGACUAUAUAAUGGUGGAUAAAUAGUGUAGUUACAUACUAGUUUAAUUUUAUAUAGCUUGUGAAAUUUCAAAAUGAUUUCACGCCGCAACAACCGCAUUGCCGUUGCAGCAACCACAAUGACCGCAUUCGCAACAACUACAACCGCAUCCACGACCGCAACCGCAAUUUAAAACCUUGCAUCACACACAAGUAACAAAAUCAUCCAAGUGGAAGGUUUUUUUAUCUUUCCUUUAUUACUCCGAAGCGCGUAAGAAAUUUCCAAGUAAUAGAGGAUGAUUAAAAUACAUAGAAUUCAAAAAUUCUAAACAAGUAUAUAAAUCAUUUCAUCUCUACUCUACUACACACACACACACUAUACAAAUAUGAGCUUCAUGUCUUUGCUAUACAAAUAUCUAUUAUUAUUCACUAUCAUAGCCUUUACCAAAGUUAGUUGCUUGUAUUUCAAUUUUUCAACUUUUGAACCAAACGAUGCAAGCAAAUUGUUACUCAAUAACUCAUAUAUACAACGAGAAGCUAUACAAGUAACCCCAGAUAAUAUUAAAGAUUCAAUAUCCAAUUUAUCAGGACGCGCUUUAUACAAAGAUCCAUUCAAAAUUGCUUCCUUCAACACCACUUUUGUUAUCAAUAUAACUCCUGAAACUUCCCCUGGUGGAGAAGGAAUAGCUUUUAUCUUAGCUUCUGAUCCAACUCUCCCUGAAAAUAGUUCAGGACAAUGGCUUGGUAUUGUAAAUGCUGACACUGAAGGAACUUCUCGAGCCGCAAUUCUUGCAGUUGAGUUUGAUACACGACAGAGUUCAACCAGAGACGGUCCUGAUGGCCAUGUUGGAAUCAACAUAAAUAGCAUCUCCUCUUUGAUACAAGUACCAUUGAUAAACACUAAGGUGAAUCUUUCAUCUGGUAAAGAUGUAACUAUAAGAAUUGAAUAUUCUAAUGAUGUGAUAUUUGUUUUUGGUUCAAUGAGUGGAAAUUCACAAGAUUCUAUGGAGACCCUUUUGGUAUCUCCACCUCUUAAUCUCUCUUACUAUUUUAAACAAGUGGUUUAUGUUGGUUUCUCUGCUUCAACAAGUACUUAUACAGAGCUAAACUGUGUAAAAGCAUGGGAAUUCAGCGGUGUAGAAGAUAGUAAGAAAAACAAACACUUGCUGGUUUGGAUUAUACUUCCAAUGGUGAUAAUCCUUGGUGUAUUGGUCUUUCUCUUGGCUUAUUUUCUAACGAAAAAAAACACGGAGAUUCAAGAAGAUACAUAUCCAAGGAUAGAGGAUCAAAUUCAACACUCAUCUAUGGCUCCAAAGAAAUAUACACUACAGGAAUUGAUGAAAGCAACCGGUGGAUUCAGCCAUCAGAACAAACUUGGCGAAGGUGGAUUUGGAACGGUUUACAAGGGUACUCUUGGAAACAAGAAAGAGAUAGCUGUGAAGAGAGUCUCGAAGAACUCGCGUCAAGGAAAGCAAGAAUUUAUGGCAGAAGUUACAACAAUUGGAAGCCUACACCACAAAAACUUGGUGAAACUUAUUGGUUGGUGCUACGAAAGCAAAGAGCUUCUCCUCGUUUAUGAGUUCAUGCCUAAAGGAAGCUUAGACAAAUACCUAUUUAACCAAUCAAGUGAAUUAGAAUCACAAUAUUCUAAAGUACUUGAUUGGAAAACUAGGAAUAGCGUGAUUCGUGAUGUAGCACAAGCAUUGGAUUAUCUUCACAAUGGUUGUGAAAGAAGGGUACUUCAUAGAGAUAUUAAAGCAAGCAAUAUAAUGUUGGACUUAGAUUACGUCGCUAAAUUAGGUGAUUUUGGAUUAGCGCGUACAGUUCAAAAGAGAAAUGAAACUCAUCACUCGACAAAGGAAAUUGCGGGGACUCCAGGUUAUAUGGCACCGGAAACUUUUCUAAUAGGAAGAGCAACGGUCGAAACAGAUGUGUAUGCAUUUGGUGUACUUGUUUUAGAAGUUGUGUGUGGGAGAAGACCGGGAAAUGUGUUUGCACAAGACGAUUAUAAAAAUAGUAUAGUGUAUCAAGUUUGGGAGCUUUAUGGAAAAGGUGAAAUUGUUAGUGUUGUGGAUAAAAGGAUAAGUUGUGAAGAGAAAGAGGUUGAGAGGGUAAAAUGGGAAGAAGAAAUUGAAAUUGUGCUUGUUCUUGGUUUGGCAUGUUGUCAUCCAAAUCCUAAUGAAAGACCAUCAAUGAAAAGUGUUUUAAUGGUUUUAAAUGGAGAAGCAUCUCCUCCAAUUAUUCCAAUGGAAAGACCUUCUUUUGUUUGGCCAGCUAUGCCUUCAUCUUUCAAAGAAGGUGAAGAUAAUUCUCUUAUCAAUGGUCCAUUCACUCAACUUAGUGGAAGAUAGAAAAUACAAGUUAUUAAGUUUAAUUAUAUGUGUCAAUGUUGUGUCAGUUUUCGACAAUGAUGUAUAUAUAUAAUUUGAAUUGUCGGUGUCACAUAGUUUAUUAUAUUAUUUAGCCCUUUUUUAAAAAGUUUAUGUAUUUUCGAUUUAUGACAUUAAUUUUCUCUUUCGAUGUGUACAUUAUGUACUAUAGUUUGAUGAAUAUUUGCAUACCACUUUUUUUGUUGUGUAAAUUUUUCAACAAUCUCUCUCUGAUGUAUUAUUUUUUUAGGGAGCUAGCAUAGUGUGUUUCGGUUGUAGGUUCCGUUGGUGUAUGAGAGGUUUUUUGUUAUUAGCUCCUUGUCCUCUAGCGUAGUUUUGAUUUAGAUUGGUGCUUGAUAAUCACUAAAAUGUGCAUAGUUUUUACGUAGUAAUUUUAUUAAAUAAAUUAAACUUUUAUUUAAGUUUUAUGAGAACUAUUUACUUGUUUUGUCUUAUUUUGUAUAUUUAGAGUAAAAGUUUGGAAUAUGAAAAAAUGAGGUUUUCUGUCAAAAAAAAAAAAGAGGUAUUUGAUGCAUAUGAUGUCUUAUUGAUCAAGAUUUUAUUUAUGAUAAGUGGAAGGUAUUUCUUAAAGAAGAGAAGGUGAGUCAUAAGGUUGAGAAUAUAUAAAAACCCAAAGAUCCUUAUUAUGACCAUACAUGUUAUAGGGUACCUUACACAACAACGGCGGCAAAAUCUGCCGGAAAAGCAACCAGAAUUUUUAAAAUAAAAAAUA